AUGGCUGCCAUCAACGGCAAAGCAGUCGAUUGGAAACACACUGGCAUUGACAGUCCAAUGGUCAACUGGGUCAACGAGUAUCCUCACCAUGAUUUAUCUGCAAACUUCCCAAAAUUCAUGAUGCUCAGUCGUUCAUCGGAUCAGGAUCAGUACCGAGACAGUAUUGUGAAUGAUUGCGUCUACUAUCAGGACAAUGCCGACAAAGCAGAUGCCUGGCUAGAAUUCGUACUGGAGCAUGAUCCCGGCUACAACUAUGACAAGACCAGAACACCAAACGGCUUGAUUCAAUGCCCAACACCAGAUCAUCUCAAUGUUACUGGUGGACCUUGUUUCUACGGAGCAGACUACCAAGCUCAAAUACAAGCUUUACCCAUUAAGGGAGACAUUGAAUACGAACCUGACAUGAUAAAGAGAUCAUACAACGCAUUGCCAUCACCAGACAAUUCUACAAAACAGGCCUAUGUCAUCUUGGAUGGCUAUGUCCUUGAUGUCACUACCUACCUGACGGGAGCUACCAACAUCAUCCCACUCUCCUCCACACUGAGUUCUCGCUCAUUUGCCCUUGAUCGCAUGUUUCUACCAUUGGAUCUGACUCUGUUCCUGUACAUCAACCUUGGAAAAGAUAUUACAGACUACUUUAAUGGCAAUGUCACAGAGAACCCGGCCUUGUAUCGUACCUGCUUGAUUCACCUAUUUCAGAAGGGAGUGGUACCCUCUUACAUAUCAUCUGACUGUAGUCGCAUCAAUCCUGCACUGUGGGCGACCAUGGGCGUGGGGCUGCUCUACUUUCUUGUAAAAAUGAAUCUAGCGUAUCUGUCAAGAGUUUCGUUUAUACACAAAUUUUUGUUCUAUUCAGCACCUGAAUUCUCGUCUGCAUCCUUCUUUUACCAGCAUCGCUCUUCCUCGCAGCAGGUGCAAUGGCCUCACACGAUCCUCAUGGUGCCAUGCUUCUCGGAAUCAUCUGAAACACUCAAGCAAACAUUAGAUACACUAUCUCGGUCUUCGUAUGAUGACACUAAAAAGCUGUUGCUAUUUGUCUGUGAUGGUGUGAUCACAAGCGCGAAAGAGCAAAAAGAGACGCAUGCUCUGUUGCUCGAACAUCUUGGUUACAGCUGCACAGAAGAACCCUUACCUCAAGCCUACAACUCGCUGGGCCAGCAUGGGAAGCGCAUCAACUAUGCUCGUGUCUAUUCUGGUUACUAUGAAACAGGCCGUAACCGAGUACCCUACGUAGUCAUUGUUAAGAUUGGCCAGCCUCAAGAAGAGACGGACUAUUAUCAACAUCAUAUGCUGAUCGCCCCUCCUGGGAAUCGUGGCAAAAGAGACUCGCUAGUGCUGGUCUUUGGCUUUCUGGAGCGAUGCAUGAAUCUAGCCAACAACCGAAUUACACCACUCGACUUUGAAAUCUUCAAUCAAUGCUAUAGUGUGCUGGGCAUUGAUCCAAGAUGUUUCAAGUAUUUGAUGGUGACAGAUGCCGAUAUCCAGGUGCAGAGUGAUGUUGUACAGAAGCUGGUCUCUCGUCUAGAGCAAGAUCGCAAUAUGCUGGCAGUCAGUGGCCAUGUGCGACCAGCGAAUCCGGAAGACAACCUGACAACCAUGCUCCAGAUCUUUCCCGUCUACAUGACCUUUUUCUCAGGCUUGGCUUACGAGGCGUGUCUUCGCAGUGUCAUGACUAUCAAUGGCGGUCUCGUCAUGUACAAGAUUUGGACAGAAAACGUGCCUAUUUUGCAGCAACAGCAUGAGCAGCAGAACCAAAAUUUCAUCAAAAAAUGGAAACUGCUACAAAAGCACCAACAGCAGCACCAAAGCAACAACUCCUCGCAGCAGUCGCUUGGUAACCAUCAUCGCCAACAGCAACUAUACAACAAAUGGCCAAAGCUAAGCGACGAAAUUAUCGUUACAAACCCGUUCCAAGACCCACCUUCUCGUCGUAGCUCUAUUGCUACCAACGACAGUGUCACUACCAUCACGACUGCCACCACCACUGCCACAGCAAGCCAUCGAGAGGGAACCCACCACACACGGUCCAUCUCUGACAGUCGUCCCAACAGAAUCCCCACAGCAUUCAGGCCUGAAUCUCGGCUGUCCUUGUCGGCAAGAGUGGAUAUUCGACCCUGCUGUGUCCAUCCUACUGUGCUUCGAGGCAUUUCAACGCCUUGCGCAGAUACAAUGCAUAUGCAAAAUGUCCUGCUGUUAGGAGAGGAGAAGAUCAUGCCCAUUGUGCUGCUAAAAUCGCAUCCAAACCAUCGUUUAGGCUUUGAACCAGAAGCUGUGGGCUAUGCUACUUUACCAACCAACUUUUUCUCGCUGCAAGGUCUCCAGAUUCGCAACAUUCGCGCUACUUUUCAUACGCAACUCGAGAUGCAGCGUGUAUCGUGGCAGCUGGGCAUCACCUACUGGAUUCUAUCUACUACAGAGUUACUGGAUAUGAUCUUUUCCAUGCCCAUCAUUGUCUACCUGUACGGCAUCUUUAUCCGCUCCGUGCGUCAGUCGGGUAUGGCAUAUGUGAUCAUUGCCUGCUCGUUUACAGGGUUAGUUGCACUCCAUAUCCUGUUCUUUCUUCUGCGACGUCAGUUCAGGUACAUUCUAUGGUUUGUGUUGUACUGUUUGCUGUCGCUGCCCUUGUUUGCUAUCUGGUUCCCUGUAAUGGCUAUCUGGCAGAGCAAUUACGCAACUUACUGGUACGAUGUGUGGCCCACAACAGCACAUCGCGGUGCUCGUUUGCACGGCAUCAUUGACCACCAAAAGCAAACAAAAUUCCUGUACAGUCGCAACCGCCAAAGUGGACACUCUGAAAAAAGCAUCCAGCAGGACUACGAGGAUGAGGGCUUCUCUGUUCCCAGGUUGAGGUUGGCAGAACACGAAGUGACUGAAGCAACAAGACUGCACCAAGCUGCAGAGGCAGCAUUGGAUUCGAAUUUCAUUGGCUUCACGGGAUUCAAUAAUGACAAUCCAGAGAGAGGCGAUUCAUCUGAUAUGGAUACAAAGACUGCAGAUAUAUCAGCUCCUCCCAUGGCACAACUGAGAGAAGGCGUACAUUCCACUCGUAUCACGCAUCAGCAUGGCCCAAAGAUGUAUACGUCGACUUGGAGACACAGGUACCCCAACAGCAAGUAUGGCGAUAAUCCAGAGUCGCCUAUUCAGAAUCCAUUUGCAGACACAAACAACCCAUUCGAUGAUGAUCACGCAGUGUAUCCAAAUACCCAUAAAGGACACUCUGAUGAGGGAUCCACGACAAGGCACCAUCAGCAUCGCCCAAGCCAUUCUCAGUCGUCCUAUUUCACGUAUGCCAGUCAGUCCAAUGAUACAAGCCAAGGCAACAUGAGUUAUUCCACAAAGCUGGGCGUGCAGUAUGAUAUGGCAGAUGGAUCUACUUUGCCUAGCAGCCUCAACAGCAGUGGAUUUGCAAAGAUACCUGCCUAUCCAGACCACCCACAUCACUCGGAUGACAUUUUGAUGAACACUGUGCCUAUACUGAUUGACGAUGAUCAUGUUAUGCCUGCCAAAGACUAUCUGAACGAUGACAAUGAUGAACAACAAGACCGUGCGUCCACACUGUCCAUCUCAUCCAACACAUUCUCUAUAUACGCUCCGGAGAUAUCUUCGCAAGAUCCACAUGGCGCACCUGCCAGUCUGCCUCGUCACCGCAUAGCGCUAUACAACAGCGACAGUCAGAGCUCAGAGGACGAUCAACCCACACCCACAUUGCAUAAAGGACUAGAAGAAGGAAGAAGUCGAGCUGUACAUAAUUUCACAUUGCAACAAUCCCAACCACAAAAUGCAUCCCAUGUAAAUCUUCGCCAACAAUACGACAACCAUGCCACCUUACGAAAUACAACUAAUAUCACUCCUGUACUUUUUAAAACAAGACGACUCAAGAAAGUUGCUGCUGCUGCUGCUGCUGCUGCCAGUGGUAGUACCAUCUUACAUGUCCCUUCAUCCAGCUCCUUAUCACGCCAUUUCAGAAAUGUGAGUGACUCUUCCAAUCCAUCCUUCCUCAGAAACCAACCUUCCAAAUCAACACUGAAUACAACUGAGGCUGAUCUACCAGCAGCUAUUCAAGCAGAAAUCAAGCACUACCUGCAACGAAUGGAUCUGGAAUCCACGACACGAGUGCAAGUCAAAUCACAUCUCACUCAGCAUUUUGGCGCUCAUCUUCUUGAUGAAUCAGAUGAACAAUUGAUGAGUUUCAUUAACCAAUGCAUAGGCAAUGUUACUAGCGAUCUUCUAAGUUCUGAUAGUUCAAAAUAA
Messenger RNA from Mucor velutinosus, 4251 nucleotides. RefSeq names its product Iron-sulfur assembly protein 1. The transcript is spliced from 2 exons. Gene Ontology annotation, molecular function: chitin synthase activity. Gene Ontology annotation, cellular component: cell septum; cell periphery. The record is from RefSeq and is a predicted model, not a curated record. The coding region runs from base 1 to 4251 and encodes 1416 amino acids. Lineage: Eukaryota; Fungi; Mucoromycota; Mucoromycetes; Mucorales; Mucoraceae.